AUGCAUGCUGCAUAUAUUUUCUUACUACUACUUGUGGUAACACAUGGAAUACAAGCAACUCUUUACACCGUAACCAACACCGCACGGUGGUUGUUUCAAGAGUACAACCAAGUCGAUAGAAAACUCGUACAGAACGUGAGUUUAUUCGUAGACCCUGAAGACAAAGGUGUAGUUGCAUAUACAACUAAACUCACCCAUGAAAUUCACGUGAGUGCGAGCUAUAUAAGUAACUAUAGCGGUGAUGUGAGAAAAGAGAUUACAGGGGUGUUGUAUCAUGAAAUGACUCACGUUAGGCAGUGGCAUGGAUCGCAUGGUGAAGCUCCAACUAGAUUAACGGAAGGUAUAGCUGAUUAUGUGAGGCUGAAAGCAAAUUUGGGAAGUGGUUAUUGGGUUAAAGCAGGGGAAGGAGAUAUAUGGGAUGAAGGUUAUGAUGUUACUGCUUGGUUUUUGGAUUAUUGUGAUGGUUUGAGAAAUGGGUUUGUGGCAGAAUAA
Messenger RNA from Vicia faba (fava bean), 492 nucleotides. Lineage: Eukaryota; Viridiplantae; Streptophyta; Magnoliopsida; Fabales; Fabaceae. The record is from the annotation of a GenBank genome assembly.